Messenger RNA from Colletotrichum aenigma, 255 nucleotides. RefSeq lists its product as uncharacterized. Bases 1 to 255 code for a protein of 84 amino acids. Gene Ontology annotation, cellular component: oligosaccharyltransferase complex. Lineage: Eukaryota; Fungi; Ascomycota; Sordariomycetes; Glomerellales; Glomerellaceae. The transcript is spliced from 2 exons. The record is from RefSeq and is a predicted model, not a curated record.
AUGUGCGCGGCGCAACUAUUUCUCAGCAACACGUCUUACCCUCCAAAGCUACCCAUCCUCGACGUACACCCCUAUUGCUGUCGCGCAGCCAAUUCCUCGUCCACCAUGAUUUCCGACAACGAUCUCUACCGCCUUGCGAUCUUCCUUGGCUCCGCAGCCAUGGUAUUGAUCAUCCUUUACCACUUCGUUGAGGUCAACUCCAAGGAAAACGACAAGACCCAAGAGAAGCCCGCCAAGGUCAAGGGCUCUUCAUAA